Molecule: messenger RNA, 1203 nt
Organism: Arvicanthis niloticus (Nile rat)
Lineage: Eukaryota; Metazoa; Chordata; Mammalia; Rodentia; Muridae
Source: RefSeq, a predicted model, not a curated record
AUGGCGGCUGGUAUUCAAACUACAUAUCCCAUGAUGCUGCGAGGAAAAGCAAGAUGGCGGCCAGCCGAAGACUAUAUUUCCCAUGAAGCCUCUGGUCCGGCGCACAGGCAUGAUGUUUGGAAAUCCCCGCCAGAUGUGAUUGACUUCACUGAGGGACAGAGUGACUGCACUACCAUGCCGCCACUGCCACCACCGCAGUCAGGGAGGAUCACCUUGGUCCCGGUGGCAUCGGUGACUUAUGAUGAUGUGCAUGUGAACUUCACUGCAGAAGAGUGGAAUUUGCUGGAUCCUUCCCAGAAGAAUCUCUACAAAGAUGUGAUGCUGGAGACCUACUGGAACCUCACUGCUAUAGGUUACAGUUGGGAAGAUCAUCAUAUUGAAGAACAACAUCAAAGUUCUAGAAGGCAUGAAAGGCAUGAAAGAAAUUAUACUGGAGAGAAACCAUAUGAAUGUAAACAAUGUGGUAAAGCCUUUUCAUAUGGUGAUCAUCUCCAAAGACAUAAAAGGACACAUACUGGAGAGAAACCUUAUGAAUGUAAUCAAUGUGGUAAAAGCUUUACACAACAAAGUCACCUCCAAGUCCAUAAAAGAACACAUACUGGAGAGAAACCUUAUGAAUGUGAUCAAUGUGGUAAAGCCUUUUCAUGUCACAGUAGUCUCCAAGCACAUAAAAGAACACAUACUGGAGAGAAACCUUAUGAAUGUAAUGAAUGUGGUAAAACCUUUUCAUUUCACAGUUGUCUCCAAAGACAUAAAAGAACACAUACUGGAGAGAAACCUUAUGAAUGUAUACAAUGUGGUAAAGCCUUUUCAAGUCACAGUCAUCUCCACAUACAUAAAAGAACACACACUGGAGAGAAACCUUAUCAAUGUAAUCAAUGUGGUAAAGCCUUUACACAACAAAGUCAUCUCCAAAUCCAUAAAAGAACACAUACUGGAGAGAAACUUUAUGAAUGUAAUCAAUGUGGUAAAGGCUUUACACAACAAAGUAAUCUCCAAAGACAUAAAAGAACACAUACUGGAGAGAAACCUCAUGAAUGUAAUCAAUGUGGUAAAGCCUUUUCAUAUCACAGUCUUCUCCAAAGACAUAAAAGAACACAUACUGGAGAGAAACCUUAUGAAUGUAAUCAAUGUGGUAAAGGCUUUACACAACAAAGUCAUCUCCAAUAUCAUAAAAGAAAACAUACCAGAGAGAAACCUUAG